Messenger RNA from Phyllostomus discolor (pale spear-nosed bat), 7748 nucleotides. RefSeq names its product cell adhesion molecule 2 (gene CADM2). The coding region runs from base 587 to 1801 and encodes 404 amino acids. The transcript is spliced from 10 exons. The record is from RefSeq and is a predicted model, not a curated record. NCBI's taxonomy places the organism in Eukaryota, Metazoa, Chordata, Mammalia, Chiroptera, Phyllostomidae.
GCCGCUGCAGCCGGAGCAUCGGAGAGCCACCGCCGCCGCCACCACUGCCACCACCACCACCACCGCCACUAGAGCUGCUUCCACUGCUGCCACCUCCCUGCCCAGAACCCCAAGACACCCCGAGCGCGUGCGGCGGCUGCUGCUUGCAUGUUCCACCUUUUCCUCUGCCCCUCCCUUCCGUGACCUACCCACUCCUUGGAGCCCUCGUCUGCACCUUUCCCGACACCCCAGCAUCCCUGCACCACCUGCUCCGGCAGCCUCAUCAGGCGUUGGGACUUGCUGUGUGCGCCGAGGGGAAGGCUAGCCCGACCCGUGCCUGGCAGACGGGCUGUCGCGGCUGCACCACCGGGAGGAGAAGAAACUAUUUCGCCCACCGAAAACCCAUUCUGCGGGUGCUUCGCCGCUGCCGCUUCUGCUGCCGCCGAUCUCCGUUCGUGUCCGCGAGUUCAAACACCGCAGCAGCGGGGACCGUGGGUCCGGCGGGCGCCGCGAGGAGGACACCGGCGGAGCCCUACACUCUGGUGCCCCGCUCACCAGCAGAUCCGUGCCUCCUGGUUCCUCCCCCCAACCAUUUAGAGAAGGGACCAUGAUUUGGAAGCGCAGCGCCGUUCUCCGCUUCUACAGUGUCUGCGGGCUCCUGCUACAAGCGGCUGCUUCAAAAAAUAAAGUUAAAGGCAGCCAAGGGCAGUUUCCACUCACACAGAAUGUAACCGUUGUUGAAGGAGGAACUGCAAUUUUGACCUGCAGGGUUGAUCAAAAUGAUAACACCUCCCUCCAGUGGUCAAAUCCAGCUCAACAGACUCUCUACUUUGAUGACAAGAAAGCUUUAAGAGACAAUAGGAUCGAGCUGGUUCGGGCUUCUUGGCAUGAACUGAGUAUCAGUGUCAGCGAUGUGUCUCUCUCUGAUGAAGGACAGUAUACCUGUUCAUUAUUUACGAUGCCUGUCAAAACUUCCAAGGCCUAUCUCACUGUUCUCGGUGUUCCUGAAAAGCCUCAGAUUAGUGGAUUUUCAUCACCAGUUAUGGAGGGAGACUUGAUGCAGCUGACUUGUAAAACAUCUGGUAGUAAACCUGCAGCUGAUAUAAGAUGGUUCAAAAAUGACAAAGAGAUUAAAGAUGUAAAAUAUUUAAAAGAGGAGGAUGCAAAUCGCAAGACUUUCACUGUCAGCAGCACUCUGGACUUUCGAGUGGACAGGAGCGAUGAUGGAGUGGCAGUAAUCUGCAGAGUCGACCAUGAAUCCCUCAAUGCUACUCCUCAAGUGGCCAUGCAGGUGCUAGAAAUACACUAUACACCAUCAGUUAAGAUUAUACCAUCCACUCCCUUUCCACAAGAAGGACAGCCUUUAAUUCUGACUUGUGAAUCCAAGGGAAAACCACUGCCAGAACCUGUUUUGUGGACAAAGGAUGGUGGAGAAUUACCAGAUCCUGAUCGAAUGGUUGUGAGUGGUAGGGAGCUAAACAUUCUUUUCCUGAACAAAACGGAUAAUGGUACAUAUCGAUGUGAAGCCACAAACACCAUUGGCCAAAGCAGUGCAGAGUAUGUUCUCAUUGUACACGAUCCCAAUGCUCUGGCUGGCCAGACUGGCCCUGAUCAUGCUCUUAUAGGAGGAAUAGUGGCUGUAGUUGUGUUUGUCACAUUGUGUUCUAUAUUUCUGCUUGGUCGAUAUCUGGCAAGACAUAAAGGAACAUAUUUAACAAAUGAAGCUAAAGGAGCUGAAGAUGCACCAGAUGCUGACACAGCCAUUAUCAAUGCUGAAGGCAGCCAAGUCAAUGCUGAGGAGAAAAAAGAGUAUUUCAUUUAAAAUGAGGCCGAGAUUCUGAGUUUUACUUACCAGGCUGGCUGCUGGAGAAAACUGGCUCUCAUCUUUCAGAAUUCAUUUCUACCAUCUUCUGCUACCUUUAUUAACUUCCAUAGCAUACUGCUGUCAGUAGCCAGGGUGUACCAGCAAUCAGCUGCCGAAGGCAUCAUUCUUUAAUCACUGUACCAUCCAUAAUGCAGGACAUUUCUUACUGCCUAAAUUCCACACCAUUGCUCUUUUAACAUACAGUGCUUGAAUAUACAGCCUUAACAAUGUUAAUAAUCUCCUUGGAUCAUGAUAUUGAAUUGUUUUUAUACAUUGAAAAAAGUGUAUGCAGAGUUUUUCUUGUUUGUUUCCCCUCAUUUUCACCCCCUUUAAAUCAUGGACUUAGUUUGCCAUUGGACAGCUUCACAAAAAACAGAAUUAGGUAAAGAGCUAAUGUGCUUAAGUUUAAUCAGACAUUAAAAGUUUACAGACAAUGUUUUCUACAUGUCUCUCUUCAAAGGCAUGUUUGGAGACAUAUGCCCUAGAAAACACAAACUGAAAACACUGUAGUAUAGAUUCUGGAUUGUUUGCAAUAUACUGGUAAGGCUGUAUCAACUUGCUAUUUAAAACUAUAGUAUUUGAUACAGGAGCCAUGUGUAUGAAAUGUAAUCCAUGGUAUCUUAUGUAAUUGUAUAGAUCCCACCAUUAGAUUAUUUUAGCUUCAUUUACUAAUAAAUUGUUACAAACAUUUUACUGCUUGGGGAUCACCAAGAUUUCAUUCAUUUUUCUAAUUUCAUUCUGUAAUUUAUUUGCUCCACAAGGACUUACCUUCCUAAACAAAAUUGAAGUAUCCAUAGGGCACAAUUUUGAGACAUUUUAGUAUCUGUAUAUAGUGCAUAUAACAAAUCCAAUUAAACAUUAUUUGAUACAUAUUCAACUUUUGGGGCUGUAGGUAGUUCAAUCAUAAGUGAGCAUUUUUCUAAUGUCCAUUAUAUCCCUUUAGAUAUUGCUUAAACAAAUAUUAUAAGUAGAUAACAUGUAUUAGUACUUUGUCUGUAUGUCCUAGCACUGUUCAACAACAAAUUUUUCUAGUUCUUGUUAAUUUUUAUUUCUUAUACAAUGGAAGCACAAUGUUAUAAGGAAAGGUAAUUUUAAGCUAACAACCAGUGCACAGCCUCAGGUUUAAAUUACAACCACAAUAGAAUAAUAACCUAAAAAUAAACUCUUAGUUUGCUAAAAAGUUUGCAAGUUUUAAUUUGGCAGUUCCAUAGCUGCUUACCUAUGUUGGUUUGCCAAAAACAAGUGUUUAAGAUAUGUUUUCUGUAUAGAUGAACUAAUUCUUUAUAUUAAAUUCCUGUCUAUGCAUUUUGUGAGGUACAAGCUUAUGAAACAGUGAGUGAUAGAGAAUUUCUGCCAUGCUUUUACCUCCAAGGUAAAAGUCUCUUCCUCUGGAUUAUUUCUGAAAUUUUGGUGUAUUUAACCAUUAAGAAAUGCUAUAUCCUUAAAUAUGACACAGAGUUCAUCUAAAGUCAUAUUAUUUCUUCUAGUAAAAUACAAUAUUGUUAGAUUAGUUCCCAUUGAAUUUAUUAUAUGCUAAAAAUUAAAAAUCCAGUUAGAUGAAAAUUAUUUUCUCAUUCACAAGCAUUGCACCUUUAAGAAGAAAACAAGUACGACAAUAUGGUAGCUCUACUUGUGAUGUCAAAGCAUGAUGGCCUAUGGUUUUUGAAAGACAAUAUCUUGGAAUUUGCUUUGGGGAAUUGAGAAUGUUUGAGUAUGACAUCAUGUGUUAAUAUCAAAUGAAAGACAAGGGUGCUGUAUCUCAGAUUAUUUAUCAGAAAAGUACAAAUCUUUUAAAUACAAUGUUAGAAUUCUAAAUUGUUUUCUUUUUAUUGUUGAAGCAUUUAUCUUGUUAUUUCUUACAAAAAAGAAAAAGGAUGAUGUCAGUCAAGCAGCACUUUUUCAGAAUAUACAAAACAUACAUAAAUAAUAUGAUGUGGUUGAGUGUUAACAUAAUAAAUCAUAUACAGUAUGGCAUUUUAAGGAAAUAAGUCUGCAUUGAUGUGAUUGCAUGCUUGUUUUUACAGUUCAAUUCAUACCAUCUGUGGAAAAAUGCAAUAAUAUGUUAAUAUAGUAUGGUAGUUUGAGAGAAUUGGGUAGGUGCUACUAGACACAUUGAAACUAGAAUAGGUUUAUAAACUGUUCAUAUCUUUCAAUGCAUAAUCUUUAGAAAGACUCCACAAAGCAAAAUUCAUCCUGUUAGUACAAAUUGAAAGUUUCUUAUUACAAAAGUUGUACAAACCCCAUCAUCAAUUACUAUUUAAAGCCUAAUUUCAGGAUGCACUUACAAAAUUGCUCCUAUUCAUUAAUGUUGUAUUUACAUCUUUCUUCAUUUUGUCUAUAUUCUACUUGGCUCCUGAUGCUUAACUACUGCCUAAAUAAAUCAUUCAUUAUUUCCAACACUGUAAAAUUAAAAAUCCAAAAUUGGUUGCCUUUCAAGAUUUUUUGAUUCUUUGACUUUUCAGAGUAAUAUAAAAACUCUUUAGAACUCUUUAAAACAAACUAACUGGUAUAUUGUGAUCUGUAAGCUCUAACUGAUUAUUUCACCAGUUAAAAUAGAUUAGGUAUCAUUUUAGUUACUGAAAAAAUGGCAAUUGAAUUAUGGUUUCCUAUUUUUUUAAAUUAUUUGAUUUCCAACAAUCAAAAAAUAAAAUAUAAAAAUCUUUGCUUAUUUCUAUAAAUUUCAGAAUAAAAUGAAAUACCAUUUUUAAAAGAACCCCAUCAAAUUCAAUGUCCAAACCAUGCACACUUUUAUGCAUAGAGAACCAAAUUCUGUCUCUGCUUAGUGAACACAGAAGCUACAGAACUCAGUGGAAGGAGUGUGCAUAUACACACAGACUCGCAACCAGCCCUAGUAGAAUAUGGAACAUCAUUUUUUACCAAAAGUAGCUAUUCUCUGCCAGUGUACUGUUUACAGUGUAAACUGAUUGUCCUUCAUCAAAAAAAAAAUAUAAGCAACAUUUUUUCUUGUUUUUUUUUCCUGCUUUUCAGUGUCCUAGAUAGAAAAAUUAUCAAAAUUAGGAAGAAAAAGGAAAGUUUGUGAGUGGAAGAGCGAAGGCAGAGAGCGUGAGCAGAGUUUUGAGGUGUGUGUGGGGGCGAGUGAGAGAGAAUGAGAGAGAGAGAGAGAGACUGAUUGAUUUUGACUUGUUUUCUCUUACUAGAGAAUUGAAGAGGCAGUUUAAGGAACCUGAUAUUGGAGUUUAAUCUAAAAACUGGGUAAUAUCAUAUUGAUUCAAGAUGGUCAAUCUUGCAACGAAAGCCCACAACUAAAGUAAAACAAACAAACAAAAAAAAAAAACAGAGAAAGAAAACUAACUUUCCUAAAUAUAGCAAAGAAGCUAACACCUCAUUUAUUUUUAAUUUUAUGUAAAAAUAUAUAAAUAUCUCGAUUAAAAGGACAGGUUCACUUGUAAUUAUGUACUCACGAUUGUAAUAGCAUUGAGAUUCCAUAUAGGCACAUGUACAGCAGUUAUUCGACAGUGAUGGUUCUUCCAUGUAAUAUAGCAGUUAUUGUAUAAUAUAGUGCCACUUAUAGCAAAGUGUUACAAGGGGAACAUUUAAAAUACUUUUCCUUUACUUUGGACUUAAAAGGUAAUUUAAUGUACACUAAAGAUGAAACUUCAUAUUAGGUUUUUAAUUGUGGAGAAAAUGUAAAACCUCUAUCUUACGACAACUUCCUUGUCAUAAUGUUAAUUACUCAGAGCCCUCUAAAAAUGCCCAGUAUUACCCCCUUUUGCAAAUGUAACCUGUGAUAAAUAUAUAAAAACAAACAAAAACAAUUGGCAAUGACAGCUGAAAUAAAUGAAACACCUAGUGACAAUUACUGAGUAAUGCUUUUUAUUAAGUGGCACAAAGUACACACUAAAAACUAUGCAAAAUAUAGGUAACUACAGUGUACGUACAUGUAAGUAUCUUGUACUUGCUGUUUAUGGAUGUUUAAAACCCAUGUAAUUAUAAUAUGCAUUUUGAAUAUUGGGAAAGAGGAAAUCUUAGUGUAGAUAAUAGGAUUUGUUUUGAAAUAUACACUGGCAAUAUUGAAAUAUAUAUACUCAGUGCAAUACCUGCAAUUCUAUUGCUGGAUACUUUAUACAAAGGGAUUUUAAAGAAUUCUUCAACAAGAUCCAAGGGGUUGCUAACCUUCACCUCCCACAUUCUAAAUCAUUGCUUUAAAGAAAACUGACUCAGCUAAAUGAUGCUUUUCUUUCAUAAUCAUUAACAUUACAAAAUAAAAUUAUUUGGCUUAGUUUUUAGCCUUACUAGAGAAAAAUAAAGUUUUAUUUACAUAUAAUUUAAUUUAUAAUUAUUAAACAUUCUUUGAAAUGCAUGUAUGUUUUAAUGAAUUUGGGGACUUCUGUUAUAAAUACAAAUUUAUUCAAUCAAAUCAUAGGUUACCUUUCAUAGGUAAUGUCACUAUACUUUAGUGGACAUUUUUUGUAUCUUUUCUUUCUCUAUUCAUUUUUUCCCCUUCCCUAUGCUACCCCAAACAUACCCUUUGCACCUAUACCCUUCCAAAGGCAAUGGAUUGAAAGUAGCAAGAUUAUAAACAGAGCUAAAAGGGAUACCAUAUAAGAAUGGGUUCUAAACUGAUAAGCAUUUUUAUGUGUUGAGAUUAUUAAUAUUGAAUGCAAUAGUUAUUGGAUAUAGUUGGUAAGUUCUCUGCCAUGCAUACUUACAAUAAUCCUACCUCUCACUUUUAACAUGGGCUAUGAUACUUCAAUAUAAAUAGAAGAAAUAAUUAUUUACAAGGUAUCCCAGGAAGCACUCAUUAGAGGCUAACAUAACAGUCUGCUCCCCACACCCUGGGGAUUCUCAAAAGCCAACUUGUUUUAGUGUAUUCAACAGUAUAUGAGUCUGCCUUUGUUUUUCCUUUUCUAUCAUCAACUUUUCCUGUAGGCAAAAUAUUAUACCUUUAUAAGAAUGGCUCUUCUCAUGCUUAUUUAAUAUUGCAAUGUAUUGUAAUUUUGUUGAUUUUUUAAAAAUAAUUUAAAUGGCAACAAUUUGUAGUCCAAUCUAUUUAUUUAAUAUUUAAAAUACAAUUCCUUAUGAAUUAAUGCUAUGCUUUUAAGUGAAAAUUAUAAAUGUAGUUUAUUUUGCCAAGCAGUGUUAUCUAGGUAAGACAAAAAUAUAAGUAUUUAAGACUGGCUCCUUAUUAACAAAUAAUAUCUAAAUAAUGAAUGCAAAAUAUUGCCACAAAUGGCCACUUUAUUUUGUCUGUAUAGACACAUCAAUUUUUCAAAUGAUGUAAUUUAAUUAUUCUAAAAGGAAAUUACAUUUCAAAAGCAGAUUUUCCUCUAAGAAAAAGGUACAAGAACAAACUCAAAUUAUGACAUUGAAUCUAUAGUAUAUGCUUGAAGUUAAAGAUGUUUCUGUGUUAUGUGGUUAUGUUAUAAAUAUAUUUCAUCUAAUCUUUAUAAUCUCUUCCAUAUAUGUGUGUGUGUAUGUAUAUACAUAUAUAUACAUAUAUAUGUAUAUGCUAAUGACAAGAAAUGUAUGGUUAUUUUGGAGAGAAUGGGCCCCAUGUGAAAAAGAUGUAAAAAAAUAAACCCACUAUUUCCCCCUAUGAAAUAUGCUGUACAUUUCAAAAGAAGAAAAAUGAAAAGAUAUUUGAAGAUUGCAGGGGCAAAAGAAAAACCUACCAGGGCUCAGCACUUAAGCACUUUCCCACAUCCAGGGUCAGGACAGCAGUGAUUCCCACAUGGACUUUUAAGUGCGGUAUGAAAUGCCACAUUACACUUCUCUUACACACAGUACUGUCAAACCUCAGAUACUUUCUUUCUUCAGAUGCUUUUCCUUGUACAUGAUACUAGUAGCCACUCUUCUCUUUAUAUUUGUUGAUAGUGAAAGUUAUAUGCAAUAAAAUAUUUGAUGAUUGAAAGCAGUAGUCACCAGCUGGUUAGAAAAAAAAAAA